Messenger RNA from Lecanosticta acicola, 5294 nucleotides. Lineage: Eukaryota; Fungi; Ascomycota; Dothideomycetes; Mycosphaerellales; Mycosphaerellaceae. The record is from the annotation of a GenBank genome assembly.
AUGGAGGGUCCCAACGCCUAUACCUCCAGCGACCGCAACCCUCGACCUCGUUCCGGCUCGUACAACGGCGUCCCUCCAUCGCCAAACCACUACCGCAGCGUGCCCGCGUCGCCCACUGCGAACCGAUUGCCGCCGCCUCCAUCGCCAACGACAGCGACUCGACCAACCUCGAGCUACUACGAUCCCACGAAAGAAGAUAGAGCCAGCAUCAGCGUGAACAGUACCCCAUAUCAGCCUCGAUCACCCGCCGAGGUAAGAUAUCACGAGCACGAGAGCUCUGAAUGGCAUGUAUUACGAGUUCAGUACGGCUGACCCAACCAUCAUUACAGAGUCGUGCAUCGUAUGACCAGCACCCUCCUCCUUCACAGCCAUAUCUCAACGGCCACGGCACAGAUCAUCGACCGUCCAUGAGCAGACACCCGAGUCAAGCCUCGCCGCACAUGACCUUCCACGCCCAUCCCGGACCACCACCGCCUGCAACGGACGCCAGGUCACCAGGUGCUUACGAUCCUGUUCGCGGCAAUGGCAAUCAUUCGCAUACCACAAGCACAGAUUCAGCAACAGCGCCGCCUCCGCCACCGCCAGAGCGAAAGACAAAUCCGAUGUCCAUGAUGAACAUUCUCUCGGAAGACACUCCUCCUACGCCUCCUCCUGCUGAGAGCAAGCCUGUCGAGAAACGCGAGUCUCGUCCCAGCUCCUCGAAACAAGCUGUCCUAACACCUACGCCUGCAGCGCCCUCCAAGCCGGCAAGUCGCAAGGCAAGUCGCACAUCCAGUGCAUCGCAGUCUGGGAGCAAGAGCAAGGGGUCUGCUGGAUCUGCCCCGACUCCAAUCGCUCCUCAGCAUGGCGCUGGUCAAGGUGCAUCUUUGCAGCCUCUUCCCCCGCAGACAGGACCACCGAGUCUGACAAUUCGCGAUACCGAAGCGGCCUAUCGGGAAAUCGAAGCUCGUGACCUCUCUGAUGUGGAAGCCGAAAUGCCUGGUCUCGAUGGUCCAAAAGGUGAUUGGCAGCAAAGGACUCACAAGAGAGCGUUGGAGAACGAGAUUUACGAACACAUGGCCCGUAAGCGACGCAGAUUAUAUUUGAUGACCAAGUACCACGAGCAUUUCAGCGGCGCAGUGGAGGUCGAGAGAUCCAUCUUCAUCGAUCAACACGAGCAUGAGGUUGCCGAAGAGGUGCGCUUGAAGGAGGUUGAGGAAGACAAGGAGCGCAAGAAGGACCAGCAGCGAAAGCGUAGACGCGAGAAAGCCAUCGCUGAUGAGGAGCAAAAACGCGUAGAGGCAGUCCAGCUACUGGAGAAUGCGAAGGAUGAGGAGGAAAAGACGAAGGCAGAAAAGGAGAUCCAACGGAUUGACAAGAAGAUUCGUGACACUCAGAGUCGCUUACAAGGCAUCAAUCCUACGAAGGAGUUUCGCAAUGAAUCGCCGCAUAAUGCGGCAGCACUUGGUCGACGAGAGCGUGAGGUCAAUCUUGAGGGCGGCCUCAUGACAUCCUUCUACACCACCGGCCCCGGCCAAGGAAAUGACGAGGGGACACCAGAAUUCAUCGCCGGCACGAGAGGAGGACGUGGAGGCAGAGGAGGUCGUGGCGGCGGUGCCAGUCGAGCGAGAAAAUCGAAAGAGCAAAAGCUGGCUGAGAAGGAGAAUGCUCGCCUUGCCCAGUCUUACAUCGACCAAGGCCAGGACCUCCCACUCAUUGCGCCGAAAGAAGAGGAGCGACUUGCAGCAUAUGCGGAGAGAAAAUUGCUGCAGCGCGAAGACUCAGAGCCCCUCAGCGAAGUUCCGCCUGCAUCGUUUGAAACUCAACCUACUGCCGGUCUCACCGGAAUGGCAAGGUUCGAAAGCAAAGGCUACAACCAGGUCUACGAGCAGAUUUCGCGUGAUCUUGCGAAGGCUAUCCCGAAGGUCUACCGCAUCAAGCAUAACAGUCUUGAGACGAAGAUGUCCAAUGCGAGAAAGACUGCGCAACUUGCAUCGAAGGAAGCUCGACGCUGGCAACUCCGUACGAACAAGAGCACAAAGGAUGUAGCUGCUCGUGCGAAACGCGCCAUGCGAGAGAUGCUUGGCUUCUGGAAGCGCAAUGAGCGUGAUGAGCGAGAGGGCAGGAAGGCCGCCGAGAAGCAAGAACUGGACAAAGCACGCAGGGCUGAAGCUGAACGUGAAGCAAAUCGGCAGAAGAGGAAGCUGAAUUUCUUGAUCUCUCAAACGGAGCUUUACUCCCAUUUCAUUGGCAAGAAGAUCAAGACCGACGAGAUCGAAAAGCACGGCGCGGAUGGUGAUGGUGUAGCCCCGACAGCUCAGACAGUCACUGAUGACCCCAACGCUUCCGCGAUGGAUCUGCCCGACAAGCUUGGAAAGAAGAUCACGAAUUUCGAAGAGCUGGACUUCGACGAUGACGACGAGACUGCGCUCAAGCAAGCUGCCAUGGCAAACGCACAGCAUGCCAUCAAAGAGGCAAAGGACCGUGCAGCUGCAUUCGACAAGGGCGAAGGUGACGGCGAAGACCGUCAGGAUCUUGCAGACGCUCAGGCCAACUUCGAUGAAGGCGAGAUGAACUUCCAGAAUCCGACUUCGCUGCAGAGUAUGGAUGUGGCUCAACCAAAGAUGCUGUCUUGCCAGCUGAAGGAAUACCAGCUGAAGGGCCUCAACUGGCUUGUCAACCUGUACGAACAAGGAAUCAACGGUAUUCUAGCCGAUGAGAUGGGUCUUGGCAAGACUGUUCAGUCCAUCUCCGUGAUGGCAUAUCUUGCAGAGGUCCACAACAUCUGGGGUCCAUUCUUGGUCAUUGCGCCGGCGAGUACACUUCACAAUUGGCAGCAGGAAAUCACCAAGUUCGUGCCCUCCAUCAAAACGCUGCCAUACUGGGGUUCCGCGAAAGACCGAAAGGUCUUGCGUAAGUUCUGGGACCGCAAGCACAUCACCUAUACCAAAGACAGUCCAUUCCAUGUCUUGGUCACUUCUUACCAGCUGGUUGUUCAGGACACAGCCUACUUUCAGAAGGUCAAGUGGCAGUACAUGAUUCUGGACGAGGCCCAAGCCAUCAAGUCCUCUCAGUCUUCGCGAUGGAAGUCGUUACUUGGGUUCCACUGCCGCAACCGAUUGCUCCUCACCGGUACACCCAUUCAGAACAACAUGCAGGAACUAUGGGCCUUGCUGCAUUUCAUCAUGCCCCAACUUUUUGACAGUCACGACGAGUUUUCUGAGUGGUUUUCGAAGGACAUCGAGAAUCAUGCGCAAUCGAACACCAAGCUCAACGAGGACCAGCUGCGCCGUCUGCACAUGAUCCUGAAGCCAUUCAUGUUGCGUCGUAUCAAGAAACAUGUCCAGAAGGAACUUGGCGACAAGAUCGAAGAAGAUGUCUUCUGUGAUCUCACCUACAGACAGCGUGCCUACUACACCAAUCUUCGCAACAAGAUCAGCAUUAUGGACCUCAUCGAGAAGGCUGCCGCGGGCGAUGAUCAGGACACCGCUACGCUGAUGAACUUGGUCAUGCAAUUCCGAAAAGUGUGCAAUCAUCCCGAUCUCUUCGAGCGUGCAGACACCUGGAGCCCGCUGUCUAUGUCAUACUACGCUGAGACCGCCUCGUUCAUGCGCGAGGGCAACAAUGUCAACGUUGCAUACAGCGUCCGCAACCUGGUCGAGUUCUGGAUUCCUGGCAUGCUUGGCGACGCUGCUGGAAGACUUGACCUUGCCGGACCGGAAAAUCCUAAAGCUGGCUGGCGGAACAAGGUCCUUCAAAAUGAGCUCAGUAUCUGGAACGAGAACCAUAUGCGGUCCUCCGAAGGCAGGCGCAAGGAUGGCAAGAGCAAAAAUGGCGCUUUCUCGUGGCUACGUUUUGUCGACAGAUCCGCUACCGAGGUUGCUUUAACUGCUCGAAGAAGCCUCAUCGAGCGAGUCGUUGAGCUUGCCAAAGAUAGGAACAGACUUGGGCAGCUCAAGGUAGCGUACGAUGACGACGAAGAGAAGGAAAACGCUGGUUUCACUCCCAUUCAUGCCAUGCUCAACAUCGUCGACCGCAACGCGCGCAAGCCGCUCUCGGACGCCACCGAAGGUGGACACCUUAGCAAACUCUUCAACAUCUCCCAGAUGGCAAUGGAGGAGAAGGGCUACAGCGUGAUCGAGUCUUGCUACCUACCGGCUGCUUCUGCUCCACCUGUCGAUCUUGUGUGCCCGAGUGACUACGCUCUUCGAGAGAAAGAAACCGCGCUCUUCAAUGUUGCAACUCGCCGCGCGCUCUACCCGAUCGACACGCCAACCGAAGAGGCUUUACUCACGGCAAAGCUGCCGCCUUCCAAGUUCCCGGUCACCAACUUGCUCCCCAGUCCAGCAUCCGAGAAGCAGCGAUACACAAAGGUCCAGGUCCCUAGCAUGCGCCGCUUCGUCACGGACUCUGGCAAGCUAGCCAAGCUCGAUCAACUGUUGCGACGAUUGAAGGAGGGUGGUCACCGUGUACUGCUCUACUUCCAGAUGACCCGCAUGAUCGACCUAAUGGAAGAGUACCUCACCUACCGCAACUACAAAUACUGUCGUUUGGAUGGUUCUACGAAGUUGGAAGACCGAAGAGAUACUGUCGCGGCUUUCCAAAGCUCGCCAGAGAUCUUUGUUUUCCUGCUUUCCACUCGUGCUGGCGGUCUGGGUAUCAACUUGACGUCCGCUGAUACUGUCAUCUUCUACGACUCUGACUGGAACCCAACCAUCGACUCGCAAGCCAUGGACCGUGCCCAUCGUCUCGGACAAACUCGACAAGUCACAGUCUACCGUCUCAUCACCCGCGGGACAAUCGAAGAGCGUAUCCGCAAGCGUGCACUGCAGAAGGAAGAGGUGCAGCGUGUUGUCAUCUCGGGACAGGCGGGCAGCAAUAACAUUGUUGAUUUCAACAACCGCAGUCGCGAGAACAACCGCACCAAGGAGAUGGCCAUGUGGCUCGCAGAUGACGACCAGGUGGAAGCCAUCGAGCGACGCGAGGCAGAGGUGCUCGAAGAAGAGGCCAAGGCUGGCAAGGGCCGCAAGAGGAAAGCUGGCGCCGGCGCCAAGAAGAAAGAGGUCAGCAUGGACGAUAUGUACCAUGAAGGUGAGCCAUUCCAUCACUUUGAGACUCGUGAUGAUGACAUGACAAUGCUAACUGGCUUCGCAGGCGAGGGCAAAUUCGAAGACAAUGCCUCUCACGAACCUUCCGGCGCCGCGACCCCUGUUUCCGCGAUGGAAGGCCCGCCAGCCAAGAAGCGCAAGGGCAUUAGCAAGAAGGCCAAGACCGUUCGGCAGCGACUUGCUGUGGUUGAUGGAGAGGUCGGAUGA